This is a messenger RNA of Erigeron canadensis, 871 nucleotides long. RefSeq lists its product as uncharacterized. NCBI's taxonomy places the organism in Eukaryota, Viridiplantae, Streptophyta, Magnoliopsida, Asterales, Asteraceae. Bases 42 to 665 code for a protein of 207 amino acids. The transcript is spliced from 7 exons. The record is from RefSeq and is a predicted model, not a curated record.
GUUGUUAUUGAUGCUAAAUCUAAAAUCCAAAUUUGUUAAGUAUGAUGACAUUUGGUUUAUCUUCUCCAUCAUCAUCAUCUUCAACAACACCACUCUUCUGCAAAUCAUUGAAUCACAACAAAACCAACAAAUUAUCAACUCCCCGCUUCACUGUUUCUGCUGCCGCCUCCUCCUCUGAUGUUCCUGAUUUUCUUUCCGUUAAUUGGCUUCAAUCCCGCAGGAAGCGACCCUUUGGCCCAAGAUUAAGUUAUAAUGCAGAAGAAUGUGUCCAAUACCAACUUGAUGCAUUAAUGUUCAAUGACCAACCACGCCCAGAUUAUGGUGUUGAAGUCAUGUAUAGGUUUGCGGGAUUUGAUCCUUUUGAGAGGUCUCUAUAUUUUGGGCCUUCUUUUGAUUUGGGACAGUUUGAGCGGUUUAGACGGCUUUUCCACCAUUCAUCAUACCGCGUUUUACUAAAUCACAAGGAGAGAAAGAUCUUAAGCACUUUAAAUGUUGAGGAGAAUCGCUACAAACAAAGGGUUUGGAUACGAGGAGCUCGACCUGAAGAAGAAGAAACAUUUCAGUUUACCAUGGUUCAGAGAAUUGGUGGGUUUUGGGAUGGUUACUGGCUUACAGAAUCUCUUCUUCAUGACGGAGAUGGCUUUUCCGGCGGGGUGGCAUACUGAACAACCAUGAGAUAAGGUGUUGGACCUCUGUGAAUAACUACACCAAAACAUCACUAAAAAAGCAUAUGUAAAUAAUGUACAUAUAUAUUGUCGUGUAUACCAAUAAGGCCAUCAUUGAUCCAUUUGUAUCUGAUAGUGUAAGUGCAUCUUAUAGUCUACCACAUUGCUAAGCUUCUUAAAAUAUUAAUGAAACAAGUUUGAAUUGA